UUCCUAUGAAGUAUGAAGUAUGGUUUAUCAUUGGUUUACAUAAAAAAAUAUUUUGUGACUCAUUUAAUAGGAUAGGCUUUUGAUAAAACAAUGUCGAAAAAUAUUGUAUUUGAGGGUUGGUUGACUAAAUCACCCCCCACUAAACGAAUCUGGAGAACGAAAUGGCGAAGAAGGUGGUUUGCCUUGCGUCAAUCAGGCGAACUCCCGGGUCAGUAUUUCCUCGACUACUAUGCCGAUCGGAACUGCAGACGGCUAAAGGGGACUAUAAACUUAGACCUGUGUGAACAGGUGGACGCUGGAUUGCAUAUGGAACGCAGUAAUAACGUCACUCUAGAUCCGAAGCUUCGAGGCUCAGUUUUUACAAUUCAGACACAGUCUCGCACAUAUCACUUGGAGGCAGACUGCGAAGCAGACAUGGUUAAGUGGGUUGAUGCUAUCUGCAGUGUUUGCGGCCUGCAGCCCAAAGACAAUGCAUCAACUGAUUCAGAUCCCUAUAUAAAUGCUUAUGAAAUGAGCACAAUUAGUGACCAAUAUCGAAAUGCUGACACCACUGGUCCUUAUAUACCAAUUUCUGAAUGCAUUACUGGAGUUCGCGCACAGAAUUCUCAGAGGGCGUUCACAUUUGAUUCGAAGGACAUUGUGAUUAGAUCAAGAAGGAGCCAAGAAAACGUUCCAAGUAAGAGUAAUAAGAUGUACUUGAGUCAGCCACAUAUCAGGUUCAACAAUGCUGAGUUUUCAGAAAAUGACUCAAACCUCAGUGAUGAAGAGUGCAAAUCUUUAAAUGCUAGUCAAUCUAAUAUAAGGGAAUGGGCGGCUGCAAAGAGUUUCACCAAAACUAACCCUCGCUCCAAGUACCGCGAAUAUCACCACGGACCUCCCGUACCACCAAGACCCCCAAAGACUUUGGCAAUGAGCAGAGGUAUUUUUCAGAGGGACUAUAGAGCCCCUGAACGGCAGAACCAGCCGGAGAUCGGGCAUCAACAUCAAGUCGAGGUGAUUUGUCAUCAACCACGACGCCGCAUAGUUGAGAGUUCUAAUGCGGCCGUGCAAGUGCCUGAGCCUGAAGAUCCUGCUCCUGCCCCAGCUCCUGCCCCAGCACCAGCCCCAGCACCAGCUCCAGCCCCAGCUCCUGUGCAGCAAGAGUCUGUGAAAAUUGUAGCCCCGCCGUCGCCUGGACCGACACAAAUUGUGCCCAAUAUAAAGAUAACUGACUUUGAUGAGGAAGAACGUUAUAAUCAAGCAAUGCAGUAUUCGAACAUUGUGCUGGCGAUGCCGCCGGCUGUGGACCGCGCGCUCAAGCCUCGUCACUCCAGCCACAGUUUCGGCAACGUGAACAAUCUUGGAAUACAGCCAAUGGCUGCGGCGAUUGAAUGCCGAGUGCAUGGGAAUGAGGAUAGGAGGAACCAUACAACAGUUGGUGCCUCUUACGUCAAUGCCAAUUACUUCGUGCAACAACCCUCACCAGCGCAGUCGACCAGUCCAGAUAGCGAUUGCCGGGUGCAUGGGAAAAGGAAACUAGAGGAAGAGCAACGCGAACCAAUUUACAUGAACCUCUUUGGUUUCAUUCCCCGACCUCCACAGGUGCAACGAGUUAUGCAAUUCAAUGCGGACAGAGCACGGUCUGAUGUGCUACAGUAUUUGGAUUUAGAUUUGCACACUUCAACGCCACCAAGCGGGCGUAAGACGUUUGCUGGUGUGCAUGGGAAGUCUUGGUCCGCAGCCGACGCGGCUUCUGCUUACAAAACUGUCGACUUCUUGAAGACUGAAGCCUUCAAUAUAACACGACAGGACGCAGAAGCUUCUAGAAACAGCCAGUAUUAAACACUUUCACUGCCGCCGAGUCAUUUGCGAGCUCUUUUUAAUACUGCGGCAGAUAAAGUGUUACAUUUCCAACUAUAUUAAUGGAAGCUCUCUGAUUUACUGAUAGUUUUAAAAACCUUUUUAUAGAAUAAGAAAAUUUUUACUAUUAAGAUUAAUUAAAUAAUUAUUAUAACUGUUGCUUUAUUUAUAAUAUUGCCGAUUCCAGAUAAAAUCAAUUGUGUUUCUGCCUUAUUUUAAUAUUUUUCCAGUUAAUUUAACAAUCUUUGGUGAUGUUUAAGUUUAUGUUAAGUUGGUGCGAAUUUAAUUAAACCAGUAUUAAACAUCGGCAAUUUUAUAAGUAACUUUAAAACAGUAAGUAUAUUAAGUAUUAUCUAUAGUGCACAAUAACUUGACCACUUUAUACAAUUUAUUCAACAUUAUCUGAGAUGUAAGUCGCGAAGUUACUAAACUUGAUGUAACUUGGUUUACAUGUGGGAGAGACACGUAAGUUUAUCUUGUUAUUGUGCACUAAUUUCUUAUAAAUUAAGAAAUAUAACCGUAUUAUGAUUUCUAGUAUUUGACAUGCAAUAGUCUUAAUUUCAGCCAAAAUAAUAAUUAAGAAAUAACAUUUUUUUUUAAAAGAAAGUAUUAAAAAAUUAACCGACCUAACCUCUCUUAAGUACCAGUAUUAAUUAUUUAAAAAGAUUAAAAAACUCGGCUACAAUAUUUCAAAGACUUAAAUAAUAUAAUUAAGAUGAUUUGAAAGACAAUUUUUUAGUACAUGAGGCCCUUAAUUAUUUUUUAAAUAUUAUAUUGCUUGCUACAAAAUUAUUUUAACACCAUUCCUUUUUACAUAUAUAUUUUACAACUAUAUUGAAAAAUCUUAAGCAUUCUUACUUACAGAUAACAAGUAUUAAAAUAUUUAAACAUUUUACUAAG
Papilio polytes (common Mormon) is the source of this 2739-nucleotide messenger RNA. It is a transcript of the gene dos, whose product is annotated as protein daughter of sevenless. The coding region runs from base 91 to 1821 and encodes 576 amino acids. The record is from RefSeq and is a predicted model, not a curated record. The transcript has 14 exons. Lineage: Eukaryota; Metazoa; Arthropoda; Insecta; Lepidoptera; Papilionidae.